Molecule: messenger RNA, 3469 nt
Organism: Tupaia belangeri chinensis (Chinese tree shrew)
Lineage: Eukaryota; Metazoa; Chordata; Mammalia; Scandentia; Tupaiidae
Gene: EGFLAM
Product: EGF like, fibronectin type III and laminin G domains
Exons: 23
Coding region: 248-3304 (1018 amino acids)
Molecular function (GO): calcium ion binding; protein binding
Source: RefSeq, a predicted model, not a curated record
CCCGCCUCCCCGAAAAGCUCUGCCCGAAGCCGGCUUCACUCCUGCACGCCGACUUCCCGGCGGCUGUCUUGCCUCGUUGGACGACCUGGAGGGUCGGGUCCAGCCUCCUUGCCCCUUGCCCGCCACACACACACCUCCUCGCACCGGCCAGGGGAUCCGCGGGGGCCGCGUCUCCCACGUCCCCCGAGAGACGCCCCUUCCCUGUGCGCCCGGGACUUGGUGAAACUUUGCAGGCGUCGACGGUGAAAUGGAUUUAAUUCGAGGCGUCUUGCUCCGUUUCUUGCUCCUGGCUGCCAGCCUCCAACCCAGAGCUGGGUCACUCCGAGCGUCCCUCCGAAAACCAGGCAAGGUAGGGCCUCCUCUUGACAUAAUGCUGGGUGCACUGAACUGUACAGCUUUCAGCAUCCAGUGGAAAAUGCCAAGGCAUCCUGGGAGCCCCAUCAUUGGGUACACUGUCUUCUACUCAGAGCUUGGUGCAGAUAAAUCCUUGCAGGAGCAGUCGCACAGUGUGCCUCUCAGCCAGGACACCCCAGCUACUGAACGACCUGACCACCAGGCAGUUUUUGAGGAAGUGAUUGGAGAUUUGAAACCAGGCACUGAAUAUCGAGUGAGCAUAGCAGCUUACAGCCAGACUGGCAAAGGGCGUCUUAGCUCCCCUCGGCAUGUUUCCACUUUGUCCCAAGAUUCCUGCCUGCCUCCUACAGCACCCCAGCAGCCACAUGUCAUUGUGGUGUCUGAUUCUGAGGUGGCUCUAUCUUGGAAACCUGGAGAGAGUGAUGGAAGCUCUGCUAUUCAGUACUAUUCUGUGGAAUUUAUCAGACCAGAUUUCGACAAGAGCUGGACCUUAAUCCAAGAGCAGAUCCAGAUGGAUUCCAUGGUUAUCAAGGGCCUUGAUCCAGAUACCAAUUACCAGUUUGCUGUGAGAGCCAUGAAUCUCUAUGGUCCCAGCCCCCUCAGUGAGCCCAGUGACACCAUCCGAACCCUCUGCCCCGAGGAAGCAGGAAGUGGCCGCUAUGGACCCAGUUACAUCACCGACAUGGGAGACAGUGAGGAUGAUGAGGGAUUUGAAGACGACUUAGAUUUGGAUAUUUCCUUUGAGGAGGUUAAACCACUUCCUGCUACCAAAAGAGUGAAUAAGAAAUUUUUGAUGGAACCCAAGGUGACAUCUGUAUCUAACCCAAAGACUAUUUCCAGGCUUGUCCCCCCUACCUCAGCAUCUAUCUCUACAACCACAGUGGCUCUCCAGCCCACUCCAGAAGAGAGGAAGGGGAAGAAUGGCAUGGCCAUGAUGUCAAGGCUCUUCGACAUGUCUUGUGAUGAAACUCUCUGUUCUGCUGACAGCUUUUGUGUCAAUGACUAUACGUGGGGUGGCUCACGGUGCCAUUGCAACCUGGGCAAAGGUGGUGAGAGCUGCUCAGAAGAUAUUGUUAUACAGUAUCCUCAGUUUUUUGGUCACUCCUAUAUGACUUUUGAACCUCUGAAGAACUCUUAUCAGGCAUUUCAAAUUACUCUUGAAUUUAGGGCUGAGGCAGAGGAUGGCUUACUGCUCUAUUGUGGAGAGAAUGACCAUGGGAGGGGUGAUUUCAUGUCCCUGGCUAUCAUCAGACGUGCCCUUCAAUUCAGGUUUAAUUGUGGAACUGGUGUUGCCAUUAUCAUAAGUGAGACCAAAAUUAAACUGGGGGGCUGGCACACAGUUACACUCUACAGAGAUGGCCUGAAUGGGCUGUUGCAGUUGAACAAUGGCACCCCAGUGACAGGCCAGUCCCAGGGCCUGUACAGUAAAAUCACCUUCCGGACACCUCUCUAUGUUGGUGGGGCUCCCAGUGCAUACUGGCUGGUUAGAGCAACGGGGACAAACCGAGGCUUUCAAGGCUGUGUGCAGUUACUUGCUGUUAAUGGGAAGAGAAUCGACUUGAGGCCCUGGCCCCUGGGAAAAGCACUCAGUGGGGCUGAUGUGGGGGAAUGCAGCAGUGGGAUCUGUGACGAGGCUUCUUGCGUCAAUGGUGGCACCUGCACAGCAAUCAAAGCCGACUCCUACAUUUGCCUCUGUCCCCUUGGGUUCAAAGGUCGACACUGUGAAGAUGCUUUCACCUUGACCAUUCCUCAAUUCAGAGAGUCUCUGAGAUCCUACGCUGCGACACCCUGGCCGCUGGAGCCCCAUCAUUAUCUUUCUUUCAUGGAGUUUGAGAUCACAUUCCGGCCCGACUCAGGAGACGGUGUCCUCCUGUACAGCUAUGACACAGGCAGUAAAGAUUUCCUGUCCAUCAACAUGGCCGGGGGCCACGUGGAGUUCCGCUUUGAUUGUGGCUCUGGAACUGGUGUUCUCAGGAGUGAAGAACCCCUUGCCCUAGGCCACUGGCAUGAGUUGCGUGUAUCUCGCACAGCAAAGAAUGGUAUCUUACAGGUGGAUAAACAGAAAGUAGUAGAGGGAAUGGCAGAGGGAGGCUUCACACAGAUUAAGUGCGACACGGACAUUUUUAUUGGCGGAGUCCCCAAUUAUGAUGAUGUGAAGAAGAACUCGGGCAUCCUUAGGCCGUUCAGCGGGAGCAUCCAGAAGAUCAUCCUGAAUGACCGAACCAUCCAUGUAAAGCAUGACUUCAGAGCUGGAGUGAACGUGGAGAAUGCUGUCCACCCCUGCGUGGGGGCCCCCUGUGCCCAUGGGGGCAGCUGCAGGCCCAGGAAGGAAGGCUAUGAGUGUGACUGCCCCUUGGGCUUUGAGGGGCCACACUGCCAGAAAGCAAUCACAGAAGCCAUUGAGAUCCCGCAGUUUAUUGGUCGCAGUUACCUGACUUAUGACAAUCCUGACAUCCUCAAGAGGGUGUCAGGAUCAAGAUCAAAUGCAUUCAUGAGGUUUAGGACGACUUCCAAGGAUGGCCUGUUGAUGUGGCGGGGAGACAGCCCCAUGAAAUCCAACAGUGACUUCAUUUCAUUGGGCCUUCGGGAUGGAGCACUGGUGUUCAGCUAUAACCUGGGCAGUGGUGUGGCAUCCAUUAUGGUGAAUGGCUCCUUCAAUGACGGUCGGUGGCACCGAGUCAAGGCUGUUCGAGAUGGCCAAUCAGGAAAGAUUACCGUGGAUGAUUAUGGAGCCAGGACAGGCAAGUCUCCCGGCAUGAUGAGGCAACUCAACAUCAAUGGAGCCCUGUAUGUGGGUGGAAUGAAGGAAAUUGCUCUGCACACCAACAGGCAGUACAUGAGAGGCCUCGUGGGCUGCAUCUCUCAUUUCACCCUAUCCACCGAUUACCACAUCUCCCUCGUGGAAGAUGCAGUGGAUGGGAGAAACAUCAACACUUGUGGAGCCAAAUAAACAGCUGGCCUUGCCCAAGAGACAGAGCCUCUAUCCUGAGACUCCCCAGGGCCCCAAGACCCUGUCUGAUGCCAUACACCAAGGUCCAGGACCAGGUGUAUUUCCUCUCAUCAGGAAGAAAAUACGCCCUGAUGAAAAGCUGAGAACCAAGACAGGGGUCCCUGG